Sorex araneus (European shrew) is the source of this 8885-nucleotide messenger RNA. RefSeq names its product insulin like growth factor 2 receptor (gene IGF2R). Bases 1 to 7476 code for a protein of 2491 amino acids. Gene Ontology annotation, cellular component: trans-Golgi network. Gene Ontology annotation, biological process: lysosomal transport. The transcript is spliced from 48 exons. The record is from RefSeq and is a predicted model, not a curated record. Lineage: Eukaryota; Metazoa; Chordata; Mammalia; Eulipotyphla; Soricidae. Gene Ontology annotation, molecular function: signaling receptor activity; D-mannose binding.
AUGGGGGCCGCCGCCGCCCGGAGCGCCCACCUGGGGCCCGUGCGCCCUGGCCGCCCGCUGCGCUCCCUGCUCGCGCUGCAGCUGCUGCUGCUCGCCUGGGCCGCCGGGGCCGCGCGCGCUCAGGGCGCCGACUUCCCCGAGCUGUGCAGUUACACGUGGGAAGCUGUUGAUACCAAAAAUAACAUACUUUAUAAGAUCAACGUCUGCGGAAAUGUGAACAUUGCCCAGUGCGGCUCCUCCAGUGCCAUUUGUAUGUACAACUGGAAGACAAAGACCUACCGCUCUGUGGGUGACCCCACCAUGAAAAGCGCCACCAGAUCGCUUAUGGAAUUCAACACCACGUUUAGCUGCGGCAUCCCGAACCCCAAUCUGAGGCUGCAGAGCAGCAUUGCCUUUCUGUGCGGGAAAACUCUGGGAACCCCUGAGUUUGUCAUGACCGCAGGCUGCGUCCAUUACUUUGAGUGGAGGACUUCGGCUGCCUGCAAGAAGGAUAUUUUUAAAGCUAACAAAGAGGUGCCAUGUUACGCUUUCGACGGCGAGUAUAAGAAGCACGACUUGAACCCCCUGAUUAAGAUGAGUGGUGGUUACCUGGUGGACGACUCGGACCCCGACACCUCCCUGGUCAUCAAUGUGUGCAGAGAUAUCGAUGCCCUGCGGGACCCCAGCCCUCAGCUGCGCGCCUGCCCCAUGGGCACUGCUGCCUGCCUGCUGCGUGGGGACCAGGCGUUCGACGUGGGCCAGCCCAAGGACGGCCUGAGGUUCUGGGGCAAGGACAGGCUUAUCCUGACCUACGUGAAAGAAGGGGCCGGGAAACCAGACUUCUGCAAUGGCCGCAGCCCUGCGGUGACCAUCACUUUCCUGUGUCCCUCGGAGAGGAGAGAGGGCACCACCCCGAGGCUGACGGCGAAAUCCAACUGCCGCUACGAGGUGGAGUGGCUGACCGAGUACGCCUGCCCGCGGGACUACCUGCAGAGCGACGGCUGCUCCCUCAACAGCGACCAGCACGACAUCAGCGUGGACCUGCGGCCCCUCAGCCAGCAAGGGGCGGUCCCCGUCCCGUUCUACUCGGCCCCGGGCGGCAGGGAGUACACCUUCUUCCUGAGUGUCUGCGGGGACACCAGCGUGGGGGUCUGUGGCAAGAAGGAUGCCGCCGUCUGCCAGAUGAAAAAUGCUGACCGCAAGCAGACCAAGAUCGCUGGGAGAUUCCAGAACCAGACGCUCCGCUACUCGGACGGGGACCUCACCCUGAUCUACCGCGGGGGCGACGAGUGCAGCUCCGGCUUCCAGCGCAUGAGCGUCAUCAACCUGGAGUGCAACAAGACUGCGGGCAGCAACGGGCGCGGCGCCCCCGUGUACACGGGCGAGGUGGACUGCACCUACUUCUUCACCUGGGAGACCAAGUACGCCUGCGUCAAGGAGAAGGAGGAGCUGCCCUGUAGCGUCAGCGAUGGCAAGAAGCAGCGCUUCGACCUGUCCGCCUUGGUCCGGCAUGCAGACCCCGAGCAGAACUGGGAGGCCGUGGACGGCAGCCAGGGGGAGUCCGAGAAGAAGCAUUACUUCGUGAACAUCUGCCACCGGGUGCUGCUGCGGGGCAAGGCCAGGGGCUGUCCUGGCGAGGCGGCCGCGUGUGCUGUGGAUAAAACUGGAAGUAAAAACCUGGGCCGGUUCCUGUCUUCUCCCAUAAAGGAGAAGAGGAACAUCGUCCUCUCGUACUCGGAUGGGGACAGCUGCGGGCAGGGCAGGACCAUCAGCUCCAACAUCACCCUCGUGUGCAAGCCAGGAGAGCUGGAGAGCGCCCCCGUGCUGCGUUCCGUCGAGGAGGACGGCUGCUUCUACGAGUUCGAGUGGCACACGGCCGCGGCCUGCGUGCUGUCCCGCACCCAGGGGGACAACUGCACCGUCUUCGACCCUGAGGCAGGUUUCUCUUUCGACUUGUCGUCCCUCAAGAAGAAGAACGGCAGCUACAAAGUGGAGACGCCCAAGUACGACUUCUACAUCAAUGUGUGCGGGCCGGUGACCGCCGGGGCCUGCCAGGCCGGCUGGGGCGCCUGCCAGGUCGCAAAGAGCGAGAAGAAGGUGUGGAACCUGGGCAUGAGCAACUCCAAGCUCUCCUACUACGACGGCAUGAUCCAGCUCAGCUACAAGAACGGCACGCCCUACAGCGACGGCCGCGCCGCGCCGCGCAGCACGCUCAUCACCUUCCUGUGCGACCGGGACGUGGGCGUGGGCGUCCCCGAGUACCAGGACGAGGACGACUCUGCCUACAACUUCCGCUGGUACACCAGCUACGCCUGCCCCGAGGAGCCCAUGGAGUGCGUGGUGACCGACCCGGCCACGCUGGAGCAGUACGACCUGUCCAGCCUGGCCAAGUCGGAGGGCGGCGCCUCCGGAAACUGGUUUGCCAUGGACAGCGCGGGCUCGCACAGCUCCUGGAGGAAGUACUACCUCAACAUGUGCAGGCCCCUCAACCCCGUGCCCGGCUGCGACCGCUACGCUGCCGUGUGCCAGAUGAAAUACGUCAUUGAGCAGGGCACGUACACGGAGGUGGCGUCCAUCAGUAACCUGGGCUCGGCCACGGAGGGCCCGGUGGUGGAGGAGAGCGGCAGCCUCCUGCUGGAGUACGUCAACGGCUCGGCCUGCAUCACCAGUGACGGGACACUCACCACCUACACCACCCGCAUCCACCUCGUCUGCUCCCGCGGCGGCCCGGUCACUCACCCCAUCUUCUCCCUCAACUGGGAGUGCGUGGUCAGCUUCCUGUGGCACACGGAGGCCGCCUGCCCCAUCCAGGUCACCACGGACAUCGACCAGGCCUGCUCCAUCAGGGACCCCAGCAGCGGGUAUGUGUUUGACCUGAACCCCCUCAACAGCACCCAGGGAUACGUGGUCUCGGGCAUCGGGAAGAUGUUUCUGCUCAACGUGUGCGGCACCAUGGCCGUGUGCGGCUCCUUCGACGGCAAGCCCGCCUCGGGCUGCGAGGCCGAGACGCCCACGGACGACCUGGCGAGCCUGAAGCCCGUGCGGCCCGUGGGGCAGGAGAAGAGCCUGCAGCUGUCCCCCGAGGGCUUCCUGUCCCUCACCUACACGGGGCCCCCGCACCCCGGCCAAGGGACCGCCGACACUUUCGUCAUCCGCUUCGUGUGCAACGCCGACGUCUACCCGGGCAGCCCCAAGUUCCUGCACCAGGACAUCGACUCCCACCUGGAGAUGCGCAACACCUACUUCGAGUUCGAGACAGCGCUGGCCUGCGUCCCGUCCCCGGUGGACUGUCAGGUCACAGACUCCGCAGGGAAUGAGUAUGACCUCAGCGGCCUGAGCAGAGUGAGGAAGCCCUGGACGGCCGUGGACACCUCGGACGGCGCAGGAAGGCGGACAUUCUACCUCAGCGUGUGCAACCCGCUGCCCUACAUCCCCGGCUGCCACGGCAGCGCCGUGGGCUCGUGCCUGGUGUCGGACGAGAGCAGCUGGAACCUUGGCGUGGUGCAGGUCAGCCCGCAGGUCACGGCCAACGGCUCCCUGAGCAUCGUCUACAUCAACGGGGACAAGUGCGGCAACCAGCGCUUCUCCACCCGGCUGACGCUCGAGUGCUCGCAGAUCUCGGGCUCACCCACGUUCCAGAUGCGGGACGGGUGCGAGUACGUCUUCGUCUGGAGAACGGUGGAGGCCUGCCCCGUGGUCAGGGCGGAAGGUGACAACUGCGAGGUGCGAGACCCCCGGCACGGGAACCUGUACAGCCUGCGCCCGCUGUCCUUCAACGACACCAUGGUGCGCGCCGGCGAGUACAACUACUACUUCCGCGUGUGCGGGCAGCUGAGCCCCGGCCUGUGCCCUGUGGACGGCUCCGACGCGGACAGGGACACGUCCAAGGCCAUCGCCUCGUGCCAGGAGAAGCCGGGCCCACUGGGCUUCCACAAAGUGGCAGGCCUCAUCUCGCAGAAGCUGACCUACGAGAACGGGCUGUUGAAGAUGAACCUGACCGGGGGCGAGUCGUGCCACAAGGUGUACCGGCGCUCCACGGCCAUCUACUUCCACUGUGACCGCACCACCCAGCGGCCCAUGUUCCUCAGGGAGACGACCGACUGCUCCUACCUGUUCGAGUGGCGCACGCAGUACGCCUGCCCGCCCUUUGACCUCACCCAGUGCUCCUUCAAGGACAAGGAGGGCAGCACCUUCGACCUCUCGUCCCUGUCCAAGUACAGCGACAACUGGGAGGCCGUGACGGGGACAGGCUCCACCGAGCACUACCUCAUCAACGUCUGCAAGUCCCUGUCUCCACAGGCUGGCUCUGAGCCCUGCCCACCUGAAGCCGCUGCCUGCCUCAUCAGUGACUCUCGGCCCGUGAACCUGGGCCGGGUGCGUGACGGGCCUCAGUGGGACAAUGGUGCCACUGUCAUCAAGUACGUGGACGGCGACCUGUGUCCAGACAAGAUUCGGAAGAAAUCCACCACCAUCCGUUUCACCUGCACCAACGGCCCCGUGAGCUCCAGGCCUCUGUUCAUCAGCGCCGUGGAGGACUGCGAGUACACCUUCUCCUGGCCCACGCCCGUGGCCUGCCCCGUUAGGAGCAACGUGCACGACAACUGCCAGGUCUCCAACCCCAUCACAGGACACCUGUUUGACCUGACCUCCCUCAGCGGGAAGGUGGGCCACACGGCUGCCUACAGCGAGAAGGGGCUCGUGUAUCUCAGCAUCUGCGGGGAGAACGAGAACUGCGCCCCCGGCGUGGGCGCCUGCUUUGGCCAGACUCGGAUCAGCGUGGGCAGGGCCAACCAGCGGCUGACCUACUCGGACCAGGUGCUCCAGCUGACGUACGAGGGCGGCUCCCCGUGCCCGUCCAAGACGGGCCAGACCUACAAGAGCAUCAUCAGCUUCGUGUGCCGGCCCGAGUCGGGGCCCACCAACCGGCCCAUGCUCAUCUCGCUGGACAAGCAGACGUGCACGCUCUUCUUCUCCUGGCACACACCCCUGGCCUGCGAGCAGGUGACCGAGUGCUUCGUGCGGAACGGCAGCUCCAUCAUCGACCUGACCCCCCUCAUCCACCGCACCGGGGGCUACGAGGCAUACGACGAGAGCGAGGACGAGGAUCGCUCCGAGGGGGACCCCGACUUCUACAUCAACAUCUGCCAGCCGCUCAACCCCAUGCACCGCGUGGCAUGUCCCGCCGGCUCCGCCAUCUGCAAAGUGCCCGUGGACGGCGACCCCAUCGAUAUUGGCCGCGUCACUGGCCCCCCAAUCCUCAACCCCAUCGCCAACGAGGUCUACCUGAACUUCGAGAGCAGCACGCCCUGUGCCGCGGACCCCAACUCCAACUACACCUCCCUCAUCGCCUUCCACUGCAAGCGGGGCGUGAGCAUGGGCACCCCAAAGCUGCUGAGGAACAGCGACUGCGACUUCGUGUUCCAGUGGGACACGCCACUGGUGUGCCCUGACGAGGUGAGGACAGACGGCUGCGCCCUGACGGACGAGCAGCUCUUCUACAGCUUCAACCUGAGCAGCCUGUCCAAGAACAUCUUCAAGGUGACGCGGGACUCGCGCACGUACAGCGUGGGGGUGUGCACGGCGGCGGCCGGCCCCGAGCAGGGGGGCUGCAAGGACGGCGGGGUCUGCCUGCUCUCGGGGAACAAGGGCGUGUCCUUCGGGCGCCUGGCGUCCAUGCGGCUGGACUACCGGCACCAGGACGAGGCGGUCAUCCUCAGCUACGUCAACGGGGACACCUGCCCUCCAGAGACGGAAGACGGGGAGCCAUGCGUGUUCCCCUUCAUCUUCAACGGGAAGAGCUACGACCAGUGCGUGGUGGAGGGCCGGGCCAAGCUGUGGUGCGCCACCACCGCCAACUACGACCGCGACCACGAGUGGGGCUUCUGCAGGCACCUCACCAGCCACCGCACGUCCGCCAUCAUCUUCAAGUGCGACGAGGACGAGGACGUCGGGCGGCCGCAGGUGCUGACCGAGACGCGCGGCUGCGAGGUGACCUUCGAGUGGAAGACCAAGGUGGUGUGCCCGCCGCGCAAGAUGGAGUGCCAGUUCGCGCUUCAGCACCACACCUACGACCUGCGCCCGCUCUCCUCACUCACCGGCUCCUGGCUCUUCAACUACGAGGGCACCGCGUACUAUGUCAACCUGUGCCGUGAGGUCUUCCGGGGCCCCCCGGGCUGCUCGGAGCGGGCCAGCGUGUGUAGGAAGACCCCCGUGGGCCGAGUGGAGGUCUUGGGGCUCAUUCACACCCAGAGGCUGGACGUCGUGGACGACAAGAUCAUGGUGACUUACUCGCGGGGGCACCCGUGCGGCGAGAACAGGACGGCGUCCACUGUCAUCGAGCUGGCCUGUGCGGGCACAGUGGGCAGGCCGGCCUUUAAGAGGUUCGACGCGGACAGCUGCACCUACCACUUCAGCUGGGACUCGCGUGCGGCCUGUGCCGUGAGGCCACGGGAGGUGACUGUGAUCAACGGGACCCUGACCCACCCCAACACGGGCAAGACCGUCAGCCUCGAGGACAUCUACUUCAAGCUCUUCAGUGCCUCUGGGGACAUCCGGCCCAACGGGGACAAGUACCUGUACGAGAUCCAGCUGUCCACCAUCCAGAACUCCUCCAGCCCCGACUGCGUGGGGGCCAACGUGUGCCAGCUGAAGGCGGGCGAGAAGCGCUUCAGCCGCAAAGUGGGGAUGCCCGCCAACACCAAGUACUACCUCCAAGAUGGCGAUCUCGACGCGGUGUUCACCUCCAACUCCAAGUGCGGCAAAGAUCGGAGCAAGGCCGUCUCCUCCACCAUCUUCUUCCACUGUGACCCCCUGGUGAAGGAGGGGACCCCCGAGUUCAGCCACGAGACCGCCGACUGCCAGUACCUCUUCUCCUGGUACACCUCUGCCGUGUGCCCCCUGGGGGGCGCCAUCGACGGCAGCGAGGCCGAGGAGCCGCGGCGCCGGGGGCUGUCGGAGCGCAGCCAGGCGGUGGGCGCCGUGCUCAGCCUGCUGCUCGUGGCGCUCACCGCCUGCCUGCUGGGGCUGCUGCUCUACAAGAAGGAGCGCCGGGAAACGGUGAUCAGCAAGCUGGCGGCCUGCUGCCGGAGAAGCACAAACGUGUCCUACAAAUACUCCAAGGUGAACAAGGAGGAGGAGGCCGACGAGAACGAGACCGAAUGGCUGAUGGAAGAGAUCCAGGUGACCACCCCCCAGCCCGCCCGCGACGGCCAGGAGAACGGCCACAUCACCACCAAGCCCGUGACGGCCGCGGCGCUCUCCUCCCUGCGCGGGGACGACCAAGACAGCGAGGACGAGGUGCUGACCAUCCCCGAGGUGAAGGUGCACACCGUGCGCGGGCCUGCCGCCGGGGCCGAGGCCAUGCCGCCCCGCCCCGGGCCGGCGGCCGACCGCCUGGGCCUGGUGCAGGGCGAGCGGGUGCGCCGCGCCCGGCCCCGCAGCGCCCACCCGGCCGCCGCCUUCCACGACGACAGCGACGAAGACCUCCUGCACAUCUAAGCCCCGCGCCUCCGCCUGCCCGGCCGCGCCGUCCGCCCCGCGCCAGGCACCUCCAACCAAAUAUGACUUUCACCGCGACGCCGCGUCCAUCAGUUUUGCCUUUAACAGAAACCGUCUCCAAAGGGAAGAGUUUUCGGGCGGGGAGGGGAGAGGGGGGAGGUCAGCGUCACUCGGGCGAGUCCCGAGGUUAGGGCACCGCCCCCGGCUGGGGGCUGCCCGCAGCGCCAAGGCCCUGUGACGGCCUCUCGGCGGCCUCAGACCUCGACAUGUCAGCGUCCCCCACCCCCACCGCCACCGCCAACCGACUUUGUCAAUUACUCAGGUCUGCAGAAAAAGGAAAUGCACAUAUGCACACGCACACACGCGCAUGCGCACGCACCCACACACCGACGCACGCACACACACCCACACAUACACCCAUACAUACACCCACACACGGCACGCAUGCGCACGCACAAACAAACAAAGACACACCCACGUACACACACCAGGCUCUGCCUACAGCAGCAUGGGAGGUAGCGUUUGUCCACGGGCAGGAGAGGGAGCUGGGGGUUUCCCAGGAUUCCGACGAGCAUAUGAAGGUCGGACCUGGCCAGUAAUGUAGCCUCUGAGUUAGAGUACUCGGUUCUGUCUCUGUUUCUCUUUUGCUUUCUUCCGCAGGGAGCGCGCGGCGUGCCCGCCCCUGGCCCGCCCGCCCGGGGCCCCGGCCCUCGGGGGGCGCAGGGCUCACCUGCUCUUCGCCUUUAGUCAGUUAACGGCUGCGCCUUUUGCAUGACCUCUUCGACCCUACGUGCCCAGAGCACAUGUAUCAGUAUUUUCCUCACCAGGCGGUGAAUUCAUACGAUCCACCCAAAGAUUGAGUCUUCUUUUUUUUUUGGUUAUUGUUCUUUUAUCGUUUAUGAAUUUUUUAAUCUGUGUGUAUCUGAGAACGGAGGGGAGCCCCCCGUCCGAGCGGCGUUUGUGCCGUCUCCCGGAGCCAGGCUCUCUCUCGCGCUUCUCACCAUACCACCUUUUACUGUGCGUAUCAACCGUGUGACCUAUAAGAAGCCUUAAUUUGCACAGCGCAUGCGUACCGGCGCUGUGGCUGCAGGCGGGCCAGGCCACCGGCGCCCUGGACCUGGUUCCCACGCCCUAUGGGGGGGGCGGGGGGGCGGGCCGGGCGCAGCCGCGCAGGGAGGUGGGACCGAGGUCCUGCCCACCCGGCGGUGGUGGCUCCUUCUCGCGUUAUAGACUUGUACAUAGACCCGAGUCGCGACCCUCCUACAGAUACCUGGGUCUGCGCUCGGUUCCGCAUACUCGAUUUUCAACAUGAGUGUAUUUUUAAAAAUUGAUUUCUUUCCUCAUUUUUUUCCAAUCAAAUUUACUGUAAUAUGAAGUAUUCAAUUUCAAUAAAAAAUAAAUAAAUUAUU